Molecule: messenger RNA, 705 nt
Organism: Venustampulla echinocandica
Lineage: Eukaryota; Fungi; Ascomycota; Leotiomycetes; Helotiales; Pleuroascaceae
Exons: 2
Coding region: 1-705 (234 amino acids)
Source: RefSeq, a predicted model, not a curated record
AUGUCUAAUAAUUCUAAUAACUCCACUCCCUCGACAGAAGCCCAGUUACUCAGAUUGCUUACAAGUGCUUCCAGUAGCAGUCCUAGUAGUGUGCACCAAGCCGAAUCCGCUUCCCAACACAUAUCUACUCGCAGUUCACCGACUCGAGCUGAUCGACAGCAUGGAAAUAGACGGUCCAGGCGCCAUCCAAAUUCUGAUCCUACCAACCCCCGUGAACAGGCUUACGAGGGCGAAUCUCACGGUACCGCUGAGUCUGACGCUUCGGGGCGUGAAACCCGUACUGGAACUUACCCCACCGACCCGAGCUACUACCCACCGUCAACCUUUGACUUUGCACAAAAUGCAGUCGCGGAUGAGCUCGAGCCCACCAUUGAAGAAAACAGCAAUGGUGUCUCACCCUCAGCUGCGUUGUACCAAAACGGCAAUUAUACCAGCCAGCCGGCUUCGAACGGAUACCACGGUACCCCACACAAUGUCCAAACCCUCAAUGGCAUAAAUGGCGUAAUUCAGCAAACUAUGGCCGGACAAAAUCACUUGAUCCAGAUGACCCAGGAUGCGGGUUUCGAAGAAUCCCCAAUUGGACGAUAUUCCAUGGACUUCGCUUGCCAUGAGCUUAUACCUCUUGGAAUUCCGUCGCCCCGCAUUGGAGAGUACCACCAGGGCCGAUAUGUCUACAAUCAGAAUGCCACUGGUGCUCGCCACUGA